This is a messenger RNA of Aspergillus wentii DTO 134E9, 1773 nucleotides long. RefSeq names its product CocE/NonD family hydrolase. The record is from RefSeq and is a predicted model, not a curated record. NCBI's taxonomy places the organism in Eukaryota, Fungi, Ascomycota, Eurotiomycetes, Eurotiales, Aspergillaceae. The transcript has 7 exons. Gene Ontology annotation, molecular function: dipeptidyl-peptidase activity. Bases 1 to 1773 code for a protein of 590 amino acids.
AUGUCCGACACAAUCUACACACCCCUUGUCCACCCCGACACCCACCCCGCCUUCCACUCCAAAGGCUUCCACCCAGACACCAUCCAACUCCUCCCCAAAGGCCAUGUAAAACAGCCCGGCUUCCAGGCCUUCCCAGUCGAUGUAAUCUGGGAACAAGACCGAGCGAUUCCCAUGCGCGACGGCAUCAAAAUCUACGCAGACGUAUUCCGACCAUCUGAUGGGGAAAAAGUACCCGCCAUCAUCCCGUGGAGUCCAUAUGGAAAGGCCGGAAUGAGUACCCUCAACUAUGACAUUAUGGGACCUUGGCGGAUUGGCAUUCCGUAUCAGUGUCUGAGUGGGUAUGAGACGUUUGAGGUAGUUAUUUUUUGCCCUGGCCCGAAUCCGGCGGAAUGGUGCUCGAGGGGAUAUGCGGUUGUGGAUGUUGAUGCGAGAGGGUCUGGUUAUUCAGAGGGGAAUUUGGUGUUUUGGGGGGAACAGGAAGCAACUGAUAUGUACGACUCGAUCAGCUGGGCUGCUUCACAGCCGUGGUGUAACGGGUCUGUCGUUCUCAUGGGCAACUCGUGGCUCGCCAUUUCGCAAAUCAACUUUGCCUCUCGCUUUACUCAUCCAAACCUCAAAGCCAUUGCACCCUGGGAAGCCCUGACAGAUCCAUACAGCCAUCAAGUCUGUCGAGGGGGGGUCCAGGACUCGUCUGGAUUCUGUGACAUGAUCAUGUCUGGCUUCGCGGGGUGCAGGAAAGCAGAGAAUAUCGCUGCCAUGGCGAAGAUGCAUCCUUUGUUGGAUGAUUACUGGAAGGGGAAGUUGAUCAGAGUUGAAGAUAUUCGUGAUAUUCCCAUGUAUUUGACGGCUUCGUAUUCGACGGGAUUGCAUUGUGAAGGGUCGUUUUAUACCUUUGAACAUGCGUCGACAUCACGCAAGUGGCUGCGUGUUCAUGCAUCGCAGGAGUGGCACGAUCUCUACCGCCCCGAAGCCACCGACGACCUCCAACGCUUCUUCGACUUCUACGCCAAAAACAUCCCCAACGGAUGGGAAACAGACACGCCUCGAGUGCGGCUGAGUCUGCUGGGCUACGACGGCAGUCCUGCAAAGACAGUCGUCGAACGACCAGAAGAGACAUGGCCGCCUGCCCGUCAGCAUCUACGACGGUAUUAUCUCGACGCAGCGGGAAAGUCGUUGGUGGAGACGAAGCCAGCCUGUCCAGCUAGUAUUUCUCACGAAGGACACUCGUUGACAGAGUCAUCUGACUUCACUCUCUUCUUCACCAAACCCACCGAGUUAUGCGGCCGCCCCUUUGCCAAACUCUUCCUCUCCACCACCUCAACAGACAUGGACGUCGUCAUCCAAAUCCGCAAACUCUCCUCUACCGACACGCCCCUGACAUCCCUAAACUGGUCUCCUAUGCCCAAACCCGCCCCGGAAGUCCCAGACGUCAACGUCGCAAAACAUCUCGGGCAACAGGGUAUGCUGCGCGCUUCGCAUGGGAUGUCUCUACGGCCGAGGUCCCACGAAAACGAACUCCCCGUGUACGAUCACGAUCGCGCAGAACCUGUCAAGCCGGGUGAAGUCAUCCCAUUGUUGAUUCCGAUCUGGCCGGUGGGGAUGGUAUUUGAGGCGGGGGAGGGCGUUAUGCUGCGCGUUUCGGGGCAUGAUAUGGCGUUGCCGGAAGUGGAGGGGAUGAGGGUUGAUGAGGCGGUUGAUGAAAAUGAGGGGGUACACACGGUGUAUACGGGUGGGGAGAGGGGGAGUUAUCUUGUGUUGCCUGUUAUUGAGUGA